Messenger RNA from Canis lupus familiaris (dog), 1207 nucleotides. It is a transcript of the gene TERB2, whose product is annotated as telomere repeat binding bouquet formation protein 2. Gene Ontology annotation, biological process: meiotic attachment of telomere to nuclear envelope; homologous chromosome pairing at meiosis. The coding region runs from base 81 to 746 and encodes 221 amino acids. NCBI's taxonomy places the organism in Eukaryota, Metazoa, Chordata, Mammalia, Carnivora, Canidae. The transcript has 7 exons. Gene Ontology annotation, cellular component: nuclear inner membrane. The record is from RefSeq and is a predicted model, not a curated record.
GAGCUUGGCUUCGCACCUCAGACCAAUCAGCGAUCCCCGCUAGGCUCCCCCCUCCCCCCCCUCGUGUGCCGGCCGACGCCAUGUUUCAAGGGCAGCGGGGUUGGUUCUGCGGCAGCGUCGGCGAGGAACUGAGGCAGUUCUGGGUGGACGAAGGGGGCUCCAUCAGUGACCCAAGGGCUGCCGACUUCUUGUUCAGCUGUGAUGCCUCCCACCCAGACACGCUGAGAAUAUAUCAGAGCCUUGAUUACAUAGAAGACAAUGCUACAGUUUUUCACGCCCACUAUCUCUCUGCAGUCGCUAAUGCUGAAAUAAAAAACUCGGUGACUUUAGGUCAUUUCAUUCUUCCCCCUGAGUGCUUGCAAAAAGAAAUAAGAAGAAAACUUGGUAAUUUUAUUUGGGAACAAGACCAACAUUUUCAGAUAGAAAAGCAUUAUGAAGUAACACCAAAUGAAAUAAAAGCCCUUAGGGAAAACAGUGAACUAGAAACAGAUCGCAAAAAAGAAUUAUCCAAAAGCACAGAAAAACAUUUUAUAAGGACUCCAGUUACAGAAAAGCAGAUGUACUUCCCUCUUCAGAAUUAUCCAGUAAACAACAUGGUAACAGGUUAUAUAUCAAUUGAUGCCAUGAAGAAAUUCCUUGGGGAGCUACAUGACUUUAUUCCUGGAAGCUCAGGAUAUUUGGCAUACCAUGUUCAAAAUGAAAUUAACAUGUCUGCUAUAAAAAACAAAUUGAAGAGAAAAUGUUAAAUUGUCUUUAUAUCUAGGCAUUUAUUUUUUAUAAAAUAUUACUAAAGAUGUGCAUAAUUUUACAUUCUCUCCUUUCAUACAGGGGGAGGGGAAUAUAAGGGAGAGUUCUGUUUCUCAAAAUGUAUCUUUAGGUAAUUCAGAAUCAUUCUGGCUCCAUGAUUUGACAUUUUGGCUCGAUUUUUUCCCCACCUUAUAAGGCUAUGUACACAGAUUCUGAUUACACAGUUGUUAUGGAGUAACUGUAAUUGAAACACUUCAUAAGAAGUCUCAGUCUUUCUGUCAGCUGCUCUUUUGCCUUUAACAUUCUAUUAUAUAUGUUUUUCUAGGUUCAAUGUUGUAAAUGCUAAGUUUUAUGAUUCUGAUCAUCUUAUUUUGAUUUUAAAAAAUUAGAAUGUUAUCGUUGAGUUCUGAAUUAUUGUUUCUGACUUGAAAAAUAUGGAGUAAAACAUUUUAAUGAUUCA